This is a messenger RNA of Vicia villosa (hairy vetch), 420 nucleotides long. RefSeq lists its product as uncharacterized. The transcript is spliced from 2 exons. The record is from RefSeq and is a predicted model, not a curated record. NCBI's taxonomy places the organism in Eukaryota, Viridiplantae, Streptophyta, Magnoliopsida, Fabales, Fabaceae. The coding region runs from base 1 to 420 and encodes 139 amino acids.
AUGAAUAACCUUAGCAAUGACUUAAGAGAUGAAUUACUUAGAAAUGGUCCUAUAAGAGAUGUGUCAAUUGUGAAUGAUCCUAAAGAUACUUUUGGUAGACAUUUCUCACCAUCAUGUUAUAUCCGUUAUUGUUCUAAUGGAGAAGAGCAAGAUAGGAAUUGGCUUGUUUAUUCAAAAGAAUUGGAUAGAGUUUUGUGUUUUUGGUGUAAGUUAUUUGGUACAAGUAGUAAAAUGAAUCGCUUAGCAAAUGAAGAGCUUAUAAGAAAUGAAAAAAGACAUUGGAAAGAUGUAUUACUUAGGAUAGUUUAUGUUACUAGAUAUCUAGCUGAGCAAAAUUUAGCAUUUCAUGGAAAAAAUGAGAGGAUUAAUGUGGAAAACAAUGGAAACUAUCUUUCUCUUGUUGAAAUGAUUGCUGAAUGA